Messenger RNA from Hermetia illucens (black soldier fly), 812 nucleotides. RefSeq names its product ER membrane protein complex subunit 8/9 homolog (gene EMC8-9). Bases 91 to 699 code for a protein of 202 amino acids. NCBI's taxonomy places the organism in Eukaryota, Metazoa, Arthropoda, Insecta, Diptera, Stratiomyidae. Gene Ontology annotation, cellular component: EMC complex. The transcript is spliced from 3 exons. The record is from RefSeq and is a predicted model, not a curated record.
GUCACGAUGACAGCCAUUGCCCCGGAAUCACUUGUCAUCGCCAUUCAAUUCCUCGUUCAGCGGACUUUCGUGUUGUUUUCUCUGUAGAAAAUGAGUGAAUUCAAAAUAUCGGCUCGCGCCUACUCGAAGAUCAUUCUUCACGCCGCCAAGUAUCCGCACUGUGCAGUGAAUGGGGUCCUUUUAGCCGACAAAGAGUCAGCGGGGCGGAGUAAAAAUGUGCACAUUGUGGACGUCAUUCCGCUUUUCCACCAAUGUUUAUAUGUCACGCCGAUGGCGGAGAUCGCGCUAAUGCAGAUCGAUGCAAUGGCGCAAGAAAACGACCUGGCCAUCGCCGGAUACUAUGCCGCGCCCGAGAACUUUUAUCACUGCACCAUCGACAAGACACCUGGCAUUCGAAUCGCAGAUAAAAUCGCUGAAAAUUGCUCUAACGCGUGUCUGCUCUUGGUCGACAACAAAUACGUUUGUGCGAACACGGACAGACCCGCCCUGAAAGCGUGGCACAGCGUGGAGAGCCGCUGGGUGAAGGCAGGAUUCACCCUUGAGCAGAGUGACUCGACGCUGGACGCUGUGUCGGCCCUGCUGCAGCGGGGCGCCAUGAAGGACGUCGUGGAUUUCGACAAUCACCUGGAUAACCCCGAGAACGACUGGACCAAUGAGUUUCUGAACAGGGACCUGAAGCAGAUCAUGGCUAUGUAUUGAGGGCGGCGAGGCACGGGAUCAUUGCAUUUUUUGUUCUUCGGAAAAGAUUUUUGUUGUGUUAUUUAUAUACAUUAAGUGGUAAAUAUAAAACGAAAUGGGAACCUAUAAGACAA